AGCUGCUUACUCAAGCUCCCAUGAGCUGUCGGCUCGGAGCGGGGCAGGAGCUUCUCUGAUCGGUCAUUAAAUCACGUAUCCCCCACUUCUGAGCACCUUCUCUUCUUCUCUCCUCCCACCUCAAGACAACAAUCCGCAGCAAAGACUCUGAAUUAAUUCCCGCUACACAAUAUCCACAAAGUUCUAUUCCAGUAAUAUAAUCCGCCAAAAUGGUCAAAGCAGUUGCAACCGUCCGUGGUGACUCCAAGGUCUCCGGCACCGUCACCUUCGAGCAGGCUGAUGAGAACUCCGCCACCACCAUCUCCUGGAACCUCACUGGCAACGACGCCAACGCCCAGCGCGGAAUCCACGUUCACCAGUUCGGUGACAACACCAACGGCUGCACCUCCGCUGGCCCACAUUUCAACCCCCGUGGCAAGAACCACGGUGCCCCCACCGACGAGGAGCGCCACGUUGGUGACCUCGGCAACUUCAGCACUGAUGCCCAAGGAAACUCCACCGGCACCACCACCGACAAGCUGAUCAAGCUCAUCGGCCCGGAUAGCGUCAUCGGCCGCACCAUCGUUGUCCACUCCGGCACUGAUGAUCUCGGCAAGGGAGGACACCCAGACUCCCUCAAGACUGGUAACGCUGGUCUCCGCCCCGCUUGCGGUGUCAUUGGCAUCUCCGCUUAGAUAGCGAGUGAGAUGGACGCGCUCAAAUGCUAGGU
Molecule: messenger RNA, 709 nt
Organism: Pseudogymnoascus verrucosus
Lineage: Eukaryota; Fungi; Ascomycota; Leotiomycetes; Thelebolales; Thelebolaceae
Gene: SOD1
Product: superoxide dismutase
Exons: 4
Coding region: 210-674 (154 amino acids)
Biological process (GO): removal of superoxide radicals
Molecular function (GO): superoxide dismutase activity; copper ion binding
Source: RefSeq, a predicted model, not a curated record